Messenger RNA from Xenopus laevis (African clawed frog), 3413 nucleotides. It is a transcript of the gene mmp9.S, whose product is annotated as matrix metallopeptidase 9 gene 1 S homeolog. The record is from RefSeq and is marked validated. Gene Ontology annotation, biological process: extracellular matrix organization; regulation of multicellular organismal process; proteolysis. Lineage: Eukaryota; Metazoa; Chordata; Amphibia; Anura; Pipidae. Gene Ontology annotation, cellular component: extracellular matrix. Gene Ontology annotation, molecular function: zinc ion binding; metalloendopeptidase activity; metallopeptidase activity.
UAAAGUCACGUAUAGUGAAAUUUAGAGUUUGUCUUGGUGCCAACAUGGGUAGGGUGGGAGUUUUAGUCUUAGUGACCAUCCUUUGUUCCAAGGGUCACUCCGUUCCUAUCGCCAGCAAGUCCCCUCUAACCAUUUUAUUUCCAGGGGACAUCCAGAGUGGCACAACUGAUAUGGAACUGGCUGAGAGCUACCUCCUACAGUUUGGGUAUCUUAUCCAAGAACAGGGCUCAAAUGCCACUUUACAAAAUGCGCUCACCAUUAUGCAACAGAAACUGGGACUGAAGGAGACUGGAGUCCUAGAUGCUGAAACACUGGAGGCCAUGAAAAGACCUCGCUGUGGGGUUCCAGAUAUUGGACAAUUCAACACAUUUGAGGGGGAUUUAAAGUGGGAUCACAAUGAUAUCACUUACCGUAUUCUGAACUACUCCCCUGACCUGGACCCUGAAGUGAUCGAUGAUGCCUUCGCCCGCGCAUUCAAAGUCUGGAGUGAUGUCACACCUCUGUCCUUCACUCGUAUAUACAGCGGGGAACCUGAUAUUAACAUUCUGUUUGGGACUGAGGACCAUGGGGAUCCUUACCCCUUUGAUAGGAAGGAUGGUCUCUUGGCUCAUGCUUACCCUCCUGGCCCUGGGGUGCAGGGUGAUGCUCACUUUGAUGAUGAUGAAUUUUGGACACUGGGUACUGGAACUGUGGUAAAGACUCGCUUUGGGAAUGCUGAAGGGGCUCUGUGUCGCUUCCCAUUCACAUUUGAUGGACAGUCGUUCUCCACCUGUACAACUGCUGGACGCUCAGAUGGGUUGCCUUGGUGCAGCACCACUCCCAAUUAUGAUCAGGAUAAAAAAUACGGCUUCUGCCCCAGCGAGAUGCUCUACACAUAUGGAGGCAACAGUAAUGGGCAGCCUUGUGUUUUACCAUUUAUCUUCGACGGAGUGUCAUAUAAUGGUUGUACCAAGGAAGGCCGCCAAGAUGGGUAUCGCUGGUGCAGCACUACUGCCAACUUUGACCAAGACAAGAAAUACGGAUUUUGCCCUAACCGAGAUACAUCUGUGAUUGGUGGAAACUCCCAAGGAGAGCCUUGUGUCUUUCCAUUCACAUUCCUGGGGAAGAUACACAAUUCCUGCACUACAGAUGGCCGGGAUGACAGAAAGUUGUGGUGUGCCACCACCUCCAACUAUGACCUAGACAGCAAGUGGGGAUUCUGCCCUGAUCAAGGGUACAGUCUUUUCCUGGUGGCAGCCCAUGAGUUUGGCCAUGCACUUGGUCUGGAUCACAGUGAUGUGCAAGAUGCUCUCAUGUACCCCAUGUACAGCUAUGUGAAAGAUUUCCAGCUUCAUCAAGAUGACGUGCGCGGGAUCCAAUUUCUAUAUGGUACAGGUUCAGGCGCUCCUCCUAACCCCAAUCCACCAAAGCCCACCAAGAAGCCAUUAGCUACCAAACGUCCCAGAACCACCACAAGACCUGUACCUCCAGUGAACCCGGCACAAGAUGCCUGUAAUGUGGAGAUGUUUGAUGCCAUUGCAGACCUACAGGGAGCUCUUCACUUCUUCAAAGAUGGGUUGUAUUGGACUCUGACUCCCAGAAGUAAGAAUUCUCCUCAGUCUCCUCUGCGCAUCUCAGAUACAUGGCCAGCCCUCCCCAGCAAAAUUGAUACUGCAUUCCAGGACCCCACCAGCAAAAGCAUUUUUUUCUUCUCAGGGAGCAAGUUCUGGCAGUACACAGGUACAAGUGCUAUAGGCCCACGCAGCAUCGAGAAGUUGGGUCUGAGUAAGGAUGUGGAGGCUAUCAUGGGAUCUUUUGCUCGUGAUAAUGGAAAGGCCCUGUUAUUCAAUGGAGAACAAUACUGGAGGCUUAAUCUAAAGACAUUGACUAUUGAUAAUGGCUACCCACGGCAGACAGCUGACAACUAUCCUGGUGUUCCGGGUGACUCCCAUGAUGUUUUUCUCUAUCAAGGAAACUAUUACUUCUGCCAGGAUCAAUACUUCUGGCGUGUGACAUCACGAAAGCAACAAGAUAUGGUUGGAUAUGUCAGCUAUGACCUCCUUCGUUGCCCACAGAAUUAAAUGGGGAGCUAGGAGAAAUGGGGCUGCCGGAUACUAUUGGGGACACUGAGAUGAUUGAUUUUGAUUGGGGAAAGGAGUAGUGCAUUUCAGAUUUUGAUUCAAGCCCUCCUUUGCAGUGAAAAAUGAGGUCAAUAUUACAGAAAGCAAUGCCAGUCAUUCUGGUAUAGUUUAGAUUAUCUAUAGGGUGGCAAAUAAAUAUAUGCAUUCCCUCUUUUGCAUUCAGACUGCCCCAUGUCUAUUGCUUUGAGGCCUCCUAGGGACACACCAUAGGUUGGGAUCUUCUCCCAUACAUUGGCAUGAAAACAAAAGGAAUGUACAGAUAUUGUGCCUAUGAAUUCAACAAAUAGGAUGUAAUUGUUUUACUAACUGAGUUUAUUUUGUAUAAAUAAGGUAUUGCCAGAUGAAUUUAUGUAUCCUGUGAUAUUAUAUAUGUCUGCUGUCUUUGCAUGGUUUGAAAGGCCUUUACCCAAUAGCAGUUUUCUUUUCCCACAAUGUUAAACCAUUAUUGUGAUGCAUCUAGAAGUGUCCAAGAGAGGGUGAAUAUUACACUUUGCAGGGAUGGCUGCCAUUCUUAGAGGGGUGGUUCACCUUUACAGGAAUUGUUCAGUAUAAAAAUAAAAACUAGGUUAAUAGAUAGACUGUGCAAAAUAAAACAUGUUUCUAAUAUAGUUAGGCAAAAAUGUUUUUAUUUUGAUACUGAACUGUUCCUUUAAGUUCAAUUUUAGUAUGUUAUAGAAUGGCCAGUUCUAAGCAUCUUUUCAAUUGAUCUUCGUUUUUUAUUUUUUCCAGCUUUCAUAUAGGGGUCAUCUAUACAAAUGCUCUUUAAAGCUACAAAUGUAUAGUUUUAAUUACUCAUCUUUGUAUUCAGGCCCCUCCUUUUCAUAUUCCAUUCUUGUAUUCAAAUCACUGCAUAAUUGCUAGGGUAAUUUGGACCCUAGCAACAAGAUUGCUAAAACUGCAGAGCUGCUGACGAAAAAGCUAAAUAACUCAAAGACCACAAAUAAUAAAAAAUGAAAACCAAUUGCAAGUUGUCUUAGAAUAUCACUCUCUGCAUCAUACUAAAAGGUAAAUCAAAGAUGAACAGCGCCUUUAAAAGAACAUCUGGGCUAAGCUACUCAAGUGAAGUAGCCUGUAGCAACCAUUGGGAAAGGAGAAAAUUAAAGCAUAGGUCUGCUGAAGUUAACUGCAGUGUGAAAUUUUCAUCAAUGCUUUUCUAGGGUGGAAUGUGUCUGUGGAAUGUGUGUCUUAUGAUUUGCGCGUCAGGUGUAUAUUCUGAAUUACAUGUAAAUGGAACAAGAUGUGACCUGUACUAAUAUCACUUUAUAAUAUAAAUAAAGCAUUUUCUGCUCAGCC